Molecule: messenger RNA, 1821 nt
Organism: Botrytis cinerea B05.10
Lineage: Eukaryota; Fungi; Ascomycota; Leotiomycetes; Helotiales; Sclerotiniaceae
Exons: 4
Coding region: 424-1224 (266 amino acids)
Biological process (GO): conjugation with cellular fusion
Cellular component (GO): mating projection tip; membrane
Source: RefSeq, a predicted model, not a curated record
GACAACCAAAAUCACAUUGUGCAGGAAAUCUGGACCUCACUCUGCUUCCCUCUCUCUCUUUCUCCAUCUUCCGGAGAAUUCAAAGAAUCUGACUGCCACGCUCUUUUCUCCCCUCAUCUUUUGGUUCUGGUGCAGAGAUAUCUAACAAAUCUUUAUCUGAGUGAUAAGCAGUGCGACCAAGCUACAUCCACUACAUUCUCCCACCAACACGUUCACGAACUCCACGAAUUAAAUUUAUUAGCGAUUGAUUGAUUAUACAUUCCAAACGAGAGUCAACAUUCCCCGCUCCUGGAACUUCUUUACACACGUUGCAAACAUUCCACAGCUGCGACUCCGACGGUCGCUCCGAAGACACGGGGGACGGGAGUGGCAGACUCUAUCAUCGCAUUAGGCCAUUCGUUUCGAGACAUCACAUAGUUCAAGAUGGCGGAAAGAGGGUUUGGAGGCUUCUUGAGAGCCGUGCCAUUUUUAGGAUAUCACCAUGUGUUGAUGAUAUUGAUCGCAAUCACCAUUAUUUUACUUUCUCUUUUAUUAGCAGGAUGUUCAUCUUCCUCGCCCAUGAUACCCGACAUUUUCCUUAUUUCUCUCUACUAUCAAUCAUAUACACCAGUACCAUCGACCGCACAAGCCGAUUACAAUGUGCACACAGCAAUAUCUAAUAUUGUUGGACAAGCAAAAUUGGCGGCAAGAGUUGGAUACUUUGGUAUCUGUGUCAGCCCAGAUGGGGGUGCAUGGUUAUGCAGUAACAAUGCCACCGCAUUGGCAAAUGAAGUGAGCGUGGAUCAAGAUCCUCUGAAUUUGAUUUGGCUUGCAAGUCAAUUCAAAGAUAUGAUUGUUUUCCCAUACCUUAUUAUCAUCGCAAUCAUUUUCGCAUUCAUCUGUCUGUUACUUCUAGCUACAUUCCCCGGAUGGCACGAAGAGGAAGAUGCUCACGGAAGUGAACGAGAAGUCAAACCUUUCCCAUCGCGAUUCGUCUCCCAAAUCGCUUUAGCCAUCAUCUUCAUUGCUUCAAUCUUCGUUCUCGUCUCAGUCUUAUGGCAACACACAGCUUCAGUCGCCGCCUCAAUUAUAGCCCAGGACUUAGGGAAUGGCAGCGUCAAAAGUGGUGUUGGUAGUACAGCCAUGGUCCUCGGAUGGUUUUCUUUUGCUCUACUCAUUGUAGUGACCAUCGGUUUACUGGUUAUGAUAUUGAGUAUAAGAGUCUUGUCAGAGACAUUCGGUUGAUAGGUUCCAGAACUAUCAGGAUGAGAGAGAAACGACAUAUAUAUCGAUACCGAAGAAGUUGAUUGAUUGAUGAUUUUUAAGAUUUGUUUGACGAAGAAGUUAAUUUCAGCGUGCAUAAUGAAAACCACGACGAAAAUAUCGUUGCUUGGAUUGAUAUGACGAGAUGUUUUGGAGGGGGCUCUGCUUCGAUAUAUCCAGAAGUCUUUUUUUGUUUUUUUUUACCCAUUUGAUUUUGAUACGGACAAAAAAAUUACUCAAUACGACUUUGUAUACAUGGGUAAUGGCAUUUGGAUUGGAGUUUAGACUGGCUUUUGGAUUUGUUUUUCAAGUCUUUUUAUGAGAUGCCAUCUCUAGCUAUGGAAAGCUAAGAUAGGGAAUCAAUAAAGGGUUUUCAUGUUAGGAACGGUUGGGGCAUUUAAUGAUGGAUGGGAUGGGGGGUAGGAUGGUUGGCUGGGUAGGCUCUAUCGAAUUGGCCUGGAUGGGCGGGGAUGCGGAUUAUGAUUGUAUGUAUGAAGUGUAUGAGAAUAUCUUGGAUGGAGGUAUGAUAUGAGGAACUGGAUGGAUGGAAUUACUUAUGAAUUCAAAAGAGAAUCUCCA